This is a messenger RNA of Bactrocera neohumeralis, 6840 nucleotides long. It is a transcript of the gene atos, whose product is annotated as platelet binding protein GspB. Bases 371 to 6109 code for a protein of 1912 amino acids. The record is from RefSeq and is a predicted model, not a curated record. NCBI's taxonomy places the organism in Eukaryota, Metazoa, Arthropoda, Insecta, Diptera, Tephritidae. The transcript is spliced from 8 exons.
CUUUAAUUUAUUAUUUAUGAACAAAUUUCAAUACAACAUGGCGUUAUUCAUACACAACAACAACUAACGGAUAACCAAAGCGUUUAUCCAUAAAAAUGCGCAAUAAAAAAGCUGUAAUUGGUUUUUGAGGUUGAAAGGUCUUUGAAGGACUUGACAGCCGCCGUCGACGGAUCAAAAGCGAAAGUGAUUGAGACGCCAUUGCAGAAGUGCCGAAGUGCCGAAGUGCAGCAAUAAUAAUCAAUUAUUUGCUGUAAUCUGCACUAAAGUAAAGAGAUCGAGAGAGAGAGAGAGAGCGGAAGUAUAAGUGAAAAGUAGAAAUUGCGGAAACUGUUUACUAACAGCACAUCUUUGUUCAAUUCAAUCAGCCAAAAUGAUACCAACCACAGUCAGUAGUUCCACAUCCACCGCAACGGUUAGCGGUACCACCGGCAAUAACCACAGUACAAGUAAUAACAAUGGACAGUUGAACAUGUUGUUGUCAACGACGCCAAUCGCCAAUUCGGUGUCGUCCACUGCCACCUCACCAGCUUCUGCCCAAACGCCAUCGGUUUUAUUAGGACUAGCCUCUUUAAUAUUGGAGGGACGCGCUUUAGCCGACGAUGAAUAUCAACCACAAAUGAUGCGUACCACUGCCGGCACAGUCAGUGAUACCAGCGGCCUUAGUGGGAGUGGGCAUAGCGGAGGCAUUGGUAGUGGCAGCGGUAGUAGUGUCGGCAGUAAUUUACACAAUUACAACACCAACAGUCUGCUUGCCAACACUUCGUAUGGCAUUAGUGGGAGUGGCACUGCUAUCGGCAGUGGUCGUCAAUCGCCUACAUCUCGCCCAUCGACAUCUCGUGCUGCCGCUGGCUUUGGUGGAGGUGUUGGCAGUGGACAUGUGAUCAAUAUAACAACGAAUCCGUAUGCCUUUAACAAUAGUGGUAUGAGUGCUGCACAUGCACGCGACUCGUCGCCACUCUACAUUGACCCGUACAGCGCAAACAGUUCGGGAUCUGCGUCCUCAACGGCGGAAAGUACACAUCAACGUUGGACACAGAAAUUGUGCCAACUGCGACAGGUCUCGCCGGCAGCCAACCUCAGUACGACCUACGAACAGCCCGUAGCGGUGGAGGCACGUGAACCCGAGCUAGUCGCGCUUGCUAUCAAUGAAUCCGGUGCUAAUGAUCGCGGUGAAUUCGAGAUCGUACGUCGCAGUUUACUUAAUCGCACAAAUUUGAAUGCAAUGAGCAGUGCAGCGUCGUCGACAGCAGUCGCGGGCAGCAGUGCCGGUGCGGGCAGUGCCAGCUCUUCACCGGGUUCAGGUUCUGAGAAUUUUUUGCUUUCACUGCAAUCGUUGGCGACCACCUGCCUGCGCAGUGGCAGCCCCUCAAUAGAGCCGAAUCAUGGUUGUAUGAGCGCGAACAGUUCGACUGGUACAACGAGUGGCUUUCGUUUUGCGACACUCUCCUCACCACCGCCACCACAGUCAAUGUACAAUUACCGUGCCACCACACCGACCGCCUCAGCUUCAGCCACAGCGCAUCGUUUCCAUGACCAACCCGGCUCGGGUAGCAGUUGCGGCAGUGGUGUACAAUCGCCACGCCCACAUUGGUCUUCAGUCACCGAUAACUUGAAUACAAAAGAGCGCUAUAUGCGACAUGCGUCGGCAACACAUUUCGGCUCGGGACGUAUACCAAUACCAGGCACAGCUGUGAAUACAACAACAGCAUCGGUGGCAAUGACUGCUGGAACAACAAUAAAUCACACAACGAAAGUGAAGCCGACGACGACUGCGGCAACAACAGCGUCCAAGCACCCGCAACAGGGACCGCACUGUGAUCAAUUCCUCAGAAAGAUGGGCCUGGCGAAAGGAGAGGCCACUGAAGCUGAGGAUCAUUUCUGUGAUAUGUCAUACGUAAAUAUAACUUGCUCCCGCUGGCGAGCGUACUGCCAUAGAAUGGAGGCGAUUAUCGGACGUGGCGAACCGGUUUGCAUAGAGGUUUUCUUAGGACCGGUGAACCAUAAAAUGCUGCUCGAACAAUGGAUCAUAACCCAAAAAGAAAAAGUUCCACCGCCCACCAUGACGCUACCGUCACUCUGCAGUGCAAUACGCAGCCAAUUGUAUUUUUCCCAAAUCAGUGCCUGGUGUGAUCUGAUCAAGAAAUCGGAUAAAACUAUAUAUGACACGGGUCGUGUAAUAUUUCACACACCAACAGGAGCUGCCGGUGAUCUGGCAACACCGGUGGGCAGCACCACUGGCGGUAGCAGCAGCACACCGGGCACAUCGCCGAAUUCACAUACGCUUAAUAAUCAGCUCAAUAAUGCGCUGGCGGUAAAUCGACGACCGCGCCUUAAUAUAUUCUACCGCAUCAAGUCAUUUGACUCCACUGCCUGCUUUAAUUCAAAACCGAAUGUACACAAUUUUCCGAAUGUCAAUAUUUCGGAGAAUUGUAGCAUAUCGGUUUGUCUCAAAAGUCUUCCACGCAUCAACGGCGGCAUACCGAAAAUCGGUACACUUAUGUUAUCCACACCGGGGAUAGCAACAACAACAAUGUCAACGCCAACAACAACGAUAAUAUCCACAACAGUAGCAGCAGCAACAACAAUGCCAGCAACGGCAACAACCAAAGCGACAACAACUAAAACAAAAACGACAAAAGCAACAGCGCCGACAACAACAGCCGCACUAGGAGGUGGUGACAUGUCCAAUUCUACACCACGUAUGGCAGCUAUAGCCGAGGCACCGCAAUGGCUCUCAACACCCAACGGCAGCGCCAAUAUCAAUAGAAGUGAUCCAAACUCAUUUCGCAACGGCAACAGUUGUGUUGGUUUAAAGUCACAGGAUACGCCACGUAGCAGCCGUACGAGUUGUUGUGGAAUUGCCACAACAGCCACGGUUGCUGCGCCGACUUCUACAUCGAGCUCCGCCAGCAUAAAUUUACAUUCAAACAGCAGCUCGACCAAUUCAUUGACAAACUCGGCCGCCGUCUCGAACGGUGCCAGCUGUAACAGUGGCAGCUCGAAGCUCCGAAACGACUGUGGUGACACGCAGGACAGCAGCAUGCCAUGCAGUCGCGCCAACUGUGCGCCGAAACACAAAUGUGUAUUUUUCAUCGAUGAAGAUGAGCUACUGCCAGUCGACGAAGCUGAUGGUGAGGCAUACGGCGACGAGGAUGAUAACCCUAGCGAUACAGCGAAUAGUACUGGCGAUAGCUUAACUCAUGCAAGCGCUUUCUGCACCGGUGCUAAUAUGUCACAUCGUGAAAAGCAGCUGAUGAAGUACCGCAAGCGCAUGCUAAAACGCGACAAGAAACAUCAUCAACACCAUCCACGAAAGUCGCAAACGGUAAACACAGAUGCAACAUGCGAACUGGAUGCCACCAAUGAGCUUGAGCGUGCGCAGAAAGCGCGUGAAGAGGCGAACUGCUGCCAACCGAUGGAGGAGGGUGAUGAAGAUGAUGUCACGAGUCAUGGCAGUGAUACAAUGACAACAUUGCUACCACGCACCAGCACGCGCAUCGAAAUGAUCUCAACGGGCACACAGACACCUAUGAGUUGCUGUCGUCAAUGCGGCUGCGAGAAGACGCUCGUUUGUAUGCGUUGCUCGAGUGGCGGCGUCAUGCGCGGCGAACAAGCCAUAGAUGAACCCACCGAACAGGAUGUAGACGAUAUGGACGACUCGACAGCAUCAAGCAUUAGCAGCAGCGAAAUCAUACAUACGCCACGCAACAAAGCCGAACUGCUGUUGCAAGCCAUACAGCGCACACCCAAAGUGGCCGCAGCCAAGCACAAGAAGGAGCAGCCCCGCAAACUGUGUGGCGGCAAGACGCAAAACAACAAUCAGCUCAGUGGUGAUGUUGGUGGUAAGAGCAGUGGCAGCAGCUUGCAUGAGAACACAUUGGCGGGUUGUCAAGUUUGCAAGCGCCAGAAGACACAGCAUAACUUUGGUAAUAGCAAUAGUGAAGAAGCAACGACCACAUCUAGUGCGCAUUUAGCUGAUGAGGCUGACAAUGACGAUAUUGGUGAUGACACCGACGAUGAUGGUGGGAAGAAGAGCGAGGUUAUUAAAUUCAUUGCGGAAAGCGCCGACGGAAGUCAACUGCCGGUGACGCCACUAACAGCUCUGCCAACACGCACACACGUCAUGGAGGAGGAAUCGUUUAUGUCGUCCACCAAACUCACACCACAAAUCGACCGUUGCACACUUUCCAACGCCACAAACUCUUCGCGGUAUCCGCUAUUGACGAGAGGCGAUCGUGCCGGUGGUGAUCAGCAAGUCGACGGCUGCGAUCGCAGUGAAAACCGCACGCCACCGAUCAUCACCUCAUUAAUGGAUGACGAACGCUUCGACGAAUCACAGUUUAAAACACCCACUACUACUGCGAGUGGCGGCGUUAAUUACGACAAUUCACCACAGCUACAAACGCAACAGCACCAGCAGGGCGUACACAAGGCAUUCCAGCACAAACAGACGCCUAAACCCAACUUAUUACAAUUACAUUGUAAUUAUCACGGCGAUGUAAGUGCUGGUGGCAAUCAGGCGGUUGGUGCGGCAGGCGAUGGUUUUGCUGUCAUGCGUGCCAACAACAGCGAAUUGCCCACAGCACUCAAGCCGCACAAGCAGCCUCAACAACAAGGCGCUCACAAUGCGUUGCUGCUGCGUAAGGGGCUACCCAAAGUGAACCUCACACCAAUAUUUUGCAAUCCAAUGCCAUCGCCUACAGGUGUCAGUAUCACGAGCAGCCAGUCGUCGCCCAUACCCAUACAUGGUGGUGCUACAAAUGAGAUUACAUUUUGCUUUGAGCCGACAGCGCUGAAUCGCAGCGGAAACCAUUUGCAGCUACAUCAUCAGCUUAUGCAUUCCAGCAGCGGUAACGUUUGUGCCUCACCACUCACCACCGAAGUCAAUAAUAUACCUGUACAAAAGUCAUACUCGGCACCCACGCUACCCAAUUCGCCAUCACUAUCGCCGCGUUUCGCCAAACAGGCGGCCAUCUAUAAGCGUCGUUCACGUCAUUUAUCCGAUCGCUCCGAUCGUUCAUCGCUCGGCUCAGAUGAACAAUUCUCCGAUGAGGAUUUGGAAAGUGCUGGCAUGUAUAGUCCAGCCACAUCGCCGCUGAAACAGAGUGCACGCGUCGCUGCGGCUUUCGGUCGCCAACCGUUGCUGGGCAAUCUGGAAGAGUCGCUGUUGCAAAAGCGUCUAGUACCCAAGGUGGAAGUGAUGGGUUUUACGGUGUUGUUAGGCGCAUCGGGUGGCUUCUGUCCCACACAGCUGACAAUACCGGCCGCUUCAUACUUCUAUGAACUGCGUGGCGAGUCGCUGAGUACGCCUUAUGUGUGCGAAAUACGUUUACCACGCAAGGGCUACUCGGUACCUCGUGCUGGCAAUGUACAAGCCACACUGCUGAAUCCCAUGGGCACCGUGGUGCGCAUGUUCGUCAUACCGUACGAUAUGCGCGACAUGCCGCCACUGCAUCAAACAUUCAUAAGACAACGCAUACUGGCCGAGGCCAGCACGCAUGAAGCAGCGACGACGCAGAAUGUACAGACGAGCACGACAAACGGCUACGGCAGCAGCGGACGUAGUGGUGGUAGUGGCGCUGGUGCUGGUGGCGACGACAAUUUGAGCAUAAACAAUAACAAUAACAAAUGCUAUCAGAAUAAUAAUAACGGUAAUAACAACAAUAAUGCCAAAAAUAAAUAUCGUCUCUCACCAAGCGGCGGCCUGCACGGCGAAAGCAAUCUCGGACACUUCAUAUCCCCAGAGAAUAUGAAACGCCUACGCUAUUCCAUACAUUUAAGAUUCCAAACGUCGCGGUCGGGUCGCCUCUCACUGCACACCGAUAUACGCUUGUUGAUCUCACGCCGCACCGAUUGUGAUACGGCAGCGGCGCACGCCAAGGGCGUUCUGGAGGCGCCCAAUGAUCUCGUCACCGACACCGUUAUGCCAACAAAUCCCAAAUAUAGCGCACGCCAAGACCAAAGUAACAACAACAGUAACAGCAGCGGCAGUGGCAGCGGUAGCAGCAAUGGCAGCAAUAUAAAUGUCAUCGCCGCAACGGUCAGCGCAACAAAUAGUACAACAAUAACAACUAACAACAAUAACGGUAGCGGCAGCAAUAAGAUUUAGUAGUUGGUGCGAGCAGUGCGCACACAAACGCAUCAUUAUUUUUUAUUACUUUGGAAACAAUUGCGUUUACGUUUGCAACACUGGCACUGCAGUUAUAAUUAGUGGGCGGGCGGGCGAAAGGAAGUCAAUCAGCGAGCUGGGGCGGCACGGAGCUGAUGUGCAUGGGCGUAGAAAGCAGCAAAACUAUGAUUUCGGCUGCGUGAGCGAGAAGCCAACCUCACGUGCGGCAUAUGCUGGCAACAAUAAUAGCAGCAAUAUUAAAUAUUUAAUUACAACAACAAUAUUCUACAAUUUCACACUUUAUUUCCUAUGUUAACCAUUUAAAUUAGUGCGCCACUGCGUCCAUGUCAAACCACUCUUUUUCGUUUUCCAUCUAAAUAGUUAUCGUCUCUUCUCACUCCUUACUCUCACCCUUCACAGCCAUUCACCAUACACUCUCACUCUCAUUUUGCCCCCAUCUAUGUUACAAUCGAACACAAGCGCCCCGCCUCCUCCCUAUGCACACACCUGCAUACAACUAACACACAUGCUCAUCAACUAAAUACCUUAUGUACAAUUCGAUACAAAACACAUUGUGUAUUUUUAUUUAUUUUAGAAAUAUUACUUAAAUAUACAUAUACUAUAUAUAUAUUUUUUUUUAGUAUCAUAAACAUACAAUAUACUACGAUAUACAUAUUUUAUAUUUUUUAAUUGAAAAACAAUACAAAUUGAAAUGAAAUUUGCAAAUUUAA